CUGCAGCAGAUUUGGGUUAACUGAGUUGGCUUUUUUUCUCCAGAGCACAGCUCAGUGAGUUUGGACCCUGGAACCAUGAGUGGCUGUCCCUUCAUGGGGAACAAAUACUUAUAUAAAUUUGGGAACCUAUCUUUGAAAGAUAAGAAAGGUGAUGAAUCACAAGAGGGAAUAAAUAAAGCCAGCAGAGGUGGACUUAUCUAUGGAGAUUACCUACAAUUGAACAAAAUACUGAAUGCCCAAGAGCUACAGAGUGAAAAGAAAGGAAACAAAAUCCACGAUGAGCAUCUUUUUAUUGUGACGCAUCAAGCUUAUGAACUUUGGUUUAAGCAGAUUCUGUGGGAGUUGGACUCUGUUCGGGUGAUCUUUCAGAAUGGACAUGUACGAGAUGAGAGGAAUAUGCUGAAGGUUAUUACUCGAAUGAACAGAACUUCAAUGAUUCUGAAAUUACUUGUGGAACAGUUCUCAGUUUUGGAAACCAUGACUGCAUUGGACUUCUUUGAUUUCAGAGACUACUUAAGCCCGGCCUCAGGUUUUCAGAGCCUGCAAUUUCGUUUGCUAGAGAACAAGAUUGGUGUUCCCCAAAGCCUCAGGGUCCCCUAUAACAGAAGGCAUUAUCGUGAUAACUUCAAGGGAGAGGAUUAUGAACUACUGCUGAAAUCAGAGCAAGAACCAACGCUUCUGCAACUUGUGGAGGCAUGGCUGGAAAGAACUCCAGGACUUGAGGCAGAAGGAUUUGAUUUCUGGGGCCAAUUUGAAGUGAAUAUUUUAAAAGGACUAGAAGAGGAAUUUGCCAUACUACAGGCCAAACCAGAAUCAGAAGAAAAAGAGGACUUGUUAUCUGAAUUUCAAAAGCAGAAAGAUAUAUUACUUUCAUUAUUUGAUGAAAAACGGCAUGAACACCUGCUUAGUAAAGGAGAAAGAAGACUGUCUUAUAAAGCUCUGAAGGGUGCCCUAAUGAUCUACUUCUACAGAGAGGAGCCCCGUUUUCAGGUUCCAUUUCAGCUUCUCACCUCUCUUAUGGAUAUUGACAUACUCAUGACAAAAUGGAGAUAUAACCAUGUCUGCAUGGUGCACAAAAUGAUUGGCAGUAAGGCUGGCACAGGAGGAUCAUCAGGCUAUCAGUACUUGCGCUCAACAGUGAGUGACAGGUACAAGGUGUUUGUGGAUUUGUUCAAUCUCUCAACGUUUCUAGUGCCAAGACACUGGAUACCAAAGAUGAAUCCAACUAUUCAUAAAUUCCUUUAUACAGCAGAAUACUGUGACAGCUCCUAUUUUAGCAGUGAUGACUCUGACUGA
Meleagris gallopavo (turkey) is the source of this 1296-nucleotide messenger RNA. RefSeq names its product tryptophan 2,3-dioxygenase (gene TDO2). The record is from RefSeq and is a predicted model, not a curated record. NCBI's taxonomy places the organism in Eukaryota, Metazoa, Chordata, Aves, Galliformes, Phasianidae. Gene Ontology annotation, molecular function: metal ion binding; heme binding; L-tryptophan 2,3-dioxygenase activity.